GCGCGAGAGAGCCGUGACGCACUCCUCAACUAGCCAACCAUGGUGUCAGACAAGGCAGUCACCACUGCGUCGACUGCGCAGACGCUGCCGCUUCCUUCGCACGCCUGGACACUCGACUACCUCCGCCUACGCCUCAUCGCGACCCUUGUGCGGCUGCCGGUCCAGCUCGCGCUUGGCGUGUCGCCUUACCUGCUGCAUACCGAUAAUUACCUUCGAGGAAAGGGAGUGACGAGGAAGCGGAUUCUUGUCCCCUCUCGCCAAAAGGGCCGGAGUAUCAAGGUCGACGUCUACCAACCCGAGUCAUUUACGGCGACUGAGGGCGGGGCGUGGCAGGCUGCAACGAAGCCUGUCCACAUCAACUGGCAUGGCUCUGGUUUCGUCCUGCCAUGCCUAGGCGGUGAUGUCGACUUCUGCACAUAUAUGGUCCAGAAACUCCAAAUCACAAUACUGGAUGCCGACUAUCGAAAGGCGCCCGAGAAUCCCUUUCCUGCUGCCAUAGAAGAUGCCGAAGACGUGGCAUUGUGGACGCUCGCGCAGAAGCAGUCAUGGGACACGUCCAAGCUCUCCCUCUCCGGAUUCAGCGCCGGCGCCAAUCUGGCCCUCUCCACCUCGUGGCAGCUCGGCCCCGAGCGGGUGCUGGCCGUGGCGACGCUGUAUCCCGUCACAGACUUUGUCAACCACGGCGGACCCAAGACGCCUCCCAAGGCUAGCAAGGGAGCCUUGGCGCUGCCCCGCGUCGUGUCACGCUUCUUUGAUCAGUCUUACCUUGUCAUCAACUCCAACCGCAAGGACCCACGUCUGUCGCCCCUGUAUGCAGAGCCACAGCGGUACCCUCGCAGCGUCUACAUUGCCUGUGGCCAGGGCGACACGCUGCACGACGACGGCAAGCUCUUGAUUGAGAAGCUACAGAAGGAGGAUCACGCAGACGCCAAGUUCGUAUCGCUCCCCGGUAUGGGCCACGGCUUCGACAAGGCCAGGAGCGGCCCGGCAGUCGACGUGGCGAGGCAGACCUACCUCGAAUUUGCCAACCGCAUUCAGGCCAGCUGGACGCUUGCCAAGCUCUAGAUGCUAUUGUUGUUGAAGCUCUAUUAUACAGAUUGCAGGAUGUGCUUUGUUCGUGUUGCUUCGUUAAUGGAUCUCGUUAUAUUC
This is a messenger RNA of Acaromyces ingoldii, 1149 nucleotides long. RefSeq names its product alpha/beta-hydrolase. The record is from RefSeq and is a predicted model, not a curated record. Gene Ontology annotation, molecular function: hydrolase activity. The transcript has 2 exons. Bases 40 to 1065 code for a protein of 341 amino acids. Lineage: Eukaryota; Fungi; Basidiomycota; Exobasidiomycetes; Exobasidiales; Cryptobasidiaceae.